Molecule: messenger RNA, 632 nt
Organism: Octopus sinensis (East Asian common octopus)
Lineage: Eukaryota; Metazoa; Mollusca; Cephalopoda; Octopoda; Octopodidae
Product: eukaryotic translation initiation factor 3 subunit E-like
Exons: 1
Biological process (GO): translational initiation
Cellular component (GO): eukaryotic translation initiation factor 3 complex; cytoplasm; nucleus
Molecular function (GO): translation initiation factor activity
Source: RefSeq, a predicted model, not a curated record
GUUCUCAAGGAUUUGGUCAAAGUGAUCCAACAAGAGAGUUAUUCCUACAGAGACCCCAUCACCGAAUUUAUUGAAUGUCUCUAUGUCAAUUUUGAUUUCGAUGGUGCCCAGCAUAAACUUCUUGAAUGUGAAUCUGUUCUUUGCUACGAUUUCUUCUUGAGCAAUCUCGUAAACGAGUUCAUUGAGAACGCCCGUCUCCUCAUCUUUGAGAUUUUCUGUCGGAUCCACGAAUGCAUCAGCAUCAACAUGCUGUCGCAGAAGCUGAACAUGACACCCGAUGCCGCUGAACAGUGGAUUGUCAAUUUGAUCCGACAUGCCCGACUCGAUGCUAAAAUAGACUCUAAACUAGGUCACGUUGUCAUGGGAACAAAAGCCAUUUCCCCUUACCAGCAAGUAAUCGAGAAAACCAAAAAUUUGAACUCUCGUUCCCACUUCCUUGCACUAAAUAUACAUAAGAAACUAGGAUUAAAAAUCCCGGAAUCCAGUACUCAGUGGGGACAGGAUUAUUAUUAAUAUUUGAGAAAAUGACGGAUACUUAAUAUAUUAUCUACGUAUCUGUCUGUCUAUGUAUCGAUGUAUCUAUCUAUCUAUUUAUAUAUAUAUAUGGAUACACGUGUGUGAUACACACACAU